Messenger RNA from Helobdella robusta, 1084 nucleotides. RefSeq lists its product as hypothetical. The record is from RefSeq and is a predicted model, not a curated record. The coding region runs from base 1 to 609 and encodes 202 amino acids. Gene Ontology annotation, cellular component: exocyst. Lineage: Eukaryota; Metazoa; Annelida; Clitellata; Rhynchobdellida; Glossiphoniidae. The transcript is spliced from 7 exons. Gene Ontology annotation, biological process: Golgi to plasma membrane transport; exocytosis.
AUGAACAACUGCUCUCUGACGUCCGAACUGGUAAUCCCGCGUCUGGUUGACCUCAUGAAAAGAUACGGAUAUCCCAUAGAUCAGAAUCUACUUCCGACAAUAGCAGACGUUUACAGACGUCUAGACGAUCAGCUGUUCCAUAACUACAUCGAAGAAAGGACUAACCCAAUUAUCGGCUCUCUAGAGCGAAAUAUGUACGCUGGCAAGUUUAGUUGGAGUUCCUGUACACCCCCCUGUGAAGUAAGAGCUUACAUCAAAGAAUGCAUCUUCAGCUUCAUACAAGUCCACGCCGAGCUGUACUCUACGGGACCCAUGUACAUAAAACGAGUUCUAACGAGCAUUGUGGAGGCAACGAUGGAAGAACUGACCAGGCUCAUGCAGUGCAUUACUCAUUUUAAUAACAAUGGGGCUGCCCAGGCAAGAUUGGAUCUGUGUGCGUUCGGAAUGUCCAUAUACGCUUUUGAGAAUAUAAAAACAAAGCAAUUCAUGAAGGAGGCUUUGAAGUGUAUUCCAGAAUUAAAUGCCGAACAGAGAGGGCUUAACGAGAAGUUGAUAUUGACGUUCAGAAACCACAUGAAGCUGCAUUUGGAAUGUUUCAAAAGCACUUGAAAGCCACGCCCACCAUCUUUAUAACUAUUCUACUAUUUAACCAAUUAUUUUAUUAUGUUAACUUAUAAUUUUAUGUAGUUAUUGUCGCGUUUCGUCAUUUUAAACAUUAAUAAUUGUAAUAUUUAUUUAUUCAUUUUAAAAACUAAAUUAUGAUAAAGUUUCCAAGCGUUCCUAGCUAUCGACAUUCUUUCAUUUGAUUUCAUUUGACCUUCCAGAGAUUUAUUUUUUGUCACCUUUAGUGUUUUUUGUAUACUUUAACCCAUAUGUAUGUGUGUGUGUGUGUGUACGUUACAAUUUUUAAUGAACGUUUCGCACUAAUUGUACAUGAGAUCUAUUUAAGCAACUGAAAUAUUGUAAAUUUAAGACAUUUUUGAAUAAAUUUAUAUUUACAAAAAAACCAUAACCCACAAUUCAAAAAUAUGAAAUUUUUUUUCACAAAAUAGAUUUCUUUGAAAAAAAAGUUAGUAAGUUUUCA